AUGACGCCCGUGGAUAUGGGUAACAAAGAACAGUACCCGGAGUUUGCGUGUCUGCCGGAGCAGUCGAUUCAAGGAUACGACCUAAUAUACCACCGGCUUCACUACACGGAACCCUCAAAGUACUUCUUCGAACCUGGCUGUAAGCUGCUCUUCAUGACAGUUGAUGCGUGUUUAAACAAGCGCGGUCCUAAACCAGGGCACAUCUUCCUCUUCGACAUGCAAGGAGUCAAGUUGGGGCAUCUCACGCGAGUCAGCUUAUCGUCGCUCCGUAAGUUCUUCCAGUACGUUCAAGAGGCGAUGCCGGUGCGAAUGCGUGAGAUCCACGUGUUCAACACUGAACCCAUCGUGGACAAGCUCCUGUUGCUCAUCAGGCCUUUCAUGGACAAGAAGUUCUUUGAUAUGAUUAAGUUCCACCACAAAAACGCCGAUCUAGAGAACUUUUAUAGCACUGUAGCACCUAGAUCAACAUUACCCCCAGACCACGGAGGCACUCUACCAGAUACUCAGACACUGCACAAGAAAUGUAUGCAGAACUUAAAAACUCUAGAACCAUACUUCAGAUCAGAAGAAGAACAGAGAAUAAACGCUUUGCCGGAUAAAAAGCGGGAGAAGGCUAUGGAGAGGGCUUUUAAGAAUUUAGAAAUUGAUUAA
Melitaea cinxia (Glanville fritillary) is the source of this 651-nucleotide messenger RNA. RefSeq names its product alpha-tocopherol transfer protein-like. The record is from RefSeq and is a predicted model, not a curated record. NCBI's taxonomy places the organism in Eukaryota, Metazoa, Arthropoda, Insecta, Lepidoptera, Nymphalidae. The transcript has 5 exons. Gene Ontology annotation, molecular function: phosphatidylinositol bisphosphate binding. Gene Ontology annotation, cellular component: membrane. The coding region runs from base 1 to 651 and encodes 216 amino acids.